AUGUCGGACCUUAGACGAAUUGCUUUAUCCAACACAAAUAUCAAGGGGAUGGAGGCAUCACAAUUGCCACCACAACAGGGCAACACAACCCCAGUCCCAGGGCAAAUGGGCAAGACUGAUUCCGAAAUCAAUCUAACUCGUCCUGAAUUAUAUGGCAUGUAUGAAGGUGAUUCAUUUGUUGAUUUCAAUAAAGAUAUUGAUGAUUCAUCGUUACUUGAUCUUAAUGUGUUAAGCGCUGAGAAGGUCAAAGCCAAUGGAAAGAAAGCUGCAGUAAAGACUGAGGUGGCGCCUAAAUUGACAUUGUACUCACUUCCUUUACCUUUGAAAUUGGUCAUUGUUGCUAGUUCUGCAUACAUAUACAAUCAAGUUAUCAGACAUAUAAACUACAAUCAUUUUAGUGAAAAUCAGUUGGUUAAUUAUCCAUUAACAAUAACUCAUGUUUUCCUUUAUGCAUUUGUCUCAAAAUUCAAAUUGAGUAAUUAUAUUGAAAUUAAUGAUGAUCUCCUAAAUGCAGGUGAUGAAAUUUUGGCAUUAACUUUACAAGGGUUAUUAAUGGCUUCGUUGCAUCCAAUUUUGGACAAGAUAUUGCCUAAAUUUUUUUCCAAAAGAUUGCUUUCGUCAAACCCCAAUCCUUCUUCAAAAUCCAAUGUUUCUAGUGAUUUGAUCAGGUCAUGUAUCACUUUUUUGGGAAUCAGUUAUGCUAUACGUAAAAUAGAAUGGAGCAGUUUUCUUCAAGUUUCAAUCAUUUGGUCAUUAAUCAAUCCAGGUUUAUGGUUAUUGUUAGAUGGAACGAUUUCAGGAUUUUUGGCUUCUUUGAUAGCGUCUACCAUUGCCUGUGUUAGCAUAUACUCACAAAAUCACAAUUUUAUUAAUGGAUAUUCUAAAACUACUGACGAUGUGAUUGCAUUGUGGUUAUGGAUUGGAAGUUUCUUCUUUUGUGGCAUAAUCAUUUUUGGUAAACUUGGUAGAGGUUUAUUUGGAAACAAUUAA
Messenger RNA from Lodderomyces orthopsilosis Co 90-125, 990 nucleotides. RefSeq lists its product as uncharacterized. The record is from RefSeq and is a predicted model, not a curated record. Gene Ontology annotation, cellular component: endoplasmic reticulum. Gene Ontology annotation, biological process: sterol biosynthetic process. Lineage: Eukaryota; Fungi; Ascomycota; Pichiomycetes; Serinales; Debaryomycetaceae. The coding region runs from base 1 to 990 and encodes 329 amino acids. The transcript has a single exon.